UCCACUUAUUAGAAGAAGCAAACAAAAAAAGAUUGUGAAUCAGUUAUAGAGUACAAGGAUAAUUUAUAUGAAGAAAAAAGGGUUAGAAGUCAUGUUGAAUUGAAGAAAAAGACAGCAAAUAGCAUAAGGAUAAUUAAGAUGAAAAAUGAAAGGACAAAAAUAGGAACGACACUUCUUUUUAUCUGCUUGUAUUUGCAAUAUAAAACCGUUAAAUUUAACAACUUUGUUCCCUCCAAAAAAAAUUGUAUAACUGUAAUCCAAAUCUAGUUACAUGGCAUUUCCUGCUCCAACACUUAAAAUAGGAACUUUCUCAUGCCAAGAUUUCAUUACAAAGAAUUCAAGAAAAGACACAUUCACACCAAUUGACCCUUUUUCUCUUGUACCCAAAUGCAAAUCUUUGACAGACCUUAAGCAAAUUCAAGCCUUUUCCAUAAAAAUCCACAUGCAAAAUGAUGUCUUUUUUAUGAGUAAGCUCAUAAAUUUUUGCAUAGCUAAUCCAACACCUGCCUCUUUGCACCAUGCCCACCUCUUGUUUGAUCAAAUUCCACAACCAGAUAUAGUCCUUUUUAACUUCUUGGCCCGGGGCUAUGCUCGUAGUGACACCCCAUUAAAUGCUUUUGUCCUGUUCUUGAAAAUUCUAACAUUAAGUAUUGCCCCUGAUUUUUAUACCUUUCCUUCUCUGUUGAAGGCUUGUGCAGGUGGAGAAGCUUUAGAAGAAGGUAAGCAAUUGCAUUGCCUUUUGAUUAAAUAUGGCCUUAAUGACGAUAUGUAUGUUUGUCCUGCACUGAUGAAUAUGUACAUUGAGUGUAAUGACAAUGGUUCAGCUCGUCGAGUGUUUGAUAGGAUAGCUGACCCUUGUGUGGUAACGUAUAAUGCGAUCAUAAUGGGUUACGUGAGAAUUAGCGAACCAAAUGAGGCUCUCUUGUUGUUUCGUGAAUUGCAAGUGAAAAAACUUAAGCCUACUGAUGUUACAAUUUUAGGCGUUGUUUCAUCAUGUGCUUUGUUGGGAGCAUUGGGAUUCGGAAAGUGGGUGCAUGAAUAUGUUAAGAAGAAUGGUUUUGAUCAAUAUGUUAAGGUGAACACUGCACUUAUUGAUAUGUAUGCAAAAUGUGGGAGCUUGCCUGAUGCAAUUUCAGUUUUCGAGUGCAUGCCUUACAAGGACACUCAAGCAUGGUCAGCAAUGAUCAUGGCUAAUGCUAUUCAUGGGCGUGCUCGUUGUGCAAUUUCUUUGUUUGAAGAGAUGCAGAAGGCUCGAGUUAGACCUGACGGAAUCACAUUUUUGGGUCUAUUAUAUGCAUGCAACCACAGUGGAUUGAUCGAAGAGGGUUUUAGAUAUUUCAAUAGCAUGAAAGAAAGCUACAGGAUCGUACCAGGGAUGAAACACUAUGGAUGUAUGUUGGAUUUGUUGGCUCGGGCGGGCUGCCUUAAUGAUGCUUUUAAAUUCUUAAUGGAAAUGCCUAUUCCGCCUACAGUUUUACUUUGGAGGACAUUGUUAGCUGCUUGCAGCACUCAUGGAAAUGUGGAUUUGGGAAAGCUGGUAAUUGAGAAAAUCUUCGAAAUGGACAAAUCACACAGUGGCGAUUAUGUGAUCUUUUCAAACAUGUGUGCUCGAGCUGGGAAGUGGGAAGAAGUGAACUAUACCUGGAAAUUGAUGAAAGUUAGAGGGAUUAAGAAAAUUCCUGGCUGUAGUUUGAUAGAGGUUAACAAUGUAAUGCAUGAAUUCUUUUCUGGUGAGGUUACGCGUAUUGAGCACAGGGAGCUCCACCAGGAAGUUGACAAGUUAAUUGAGAAAUUGAAAUUGGUUGGUUAUGUUCCUGAUACUUCUAUAGCUUUUCGUCCUGGCCUAGAAGAUGAAGAGAAAGAAGCUACUCUGAGGUACCACAGUGAAAAAUUGGCAAUUACUUUUGGUCUUCUUAAUAGUCCACCUGGAAAAACAAUUCGUGUUGUUAAAAACCUUAGAAUCUGUGGGGACUGCCAUUCAGCUGCAAAACUCAUAUCGCUCAUCUUUAAACGAAAUUUAAUUAUCAGAGAUAUGCAAAGGUUUCAUCAUUUUGAAGGAGGAAAAUGUUCUUGUGGGGAUUUUUGGUAACAAAUGAACGGUACGCACUCUUGCAGCGGGAAACAUCCACCACCUUCACAUUAACAUGUUUCAUCAAUUUUAAGGUGGAAAAUGUUCAGGUGGGUAUUUUUGGUUACAUAAUUGAUGGAAUGCACACUAGAUAGAGCAAGCAUCAACCACCUUAACAUCAACAGGAGCAAAUGCAGAGUUUCCUUGUGAUGACUGGGUAUUCUCAUCAGCCAUCAAAAUAGCUUGUCUUACAGAUUUUCUUGUGAAUCUUGGUGAAUUUCGAAAUCCAAGGUUUGAAAAUAAUGAACUUUGGCAUGCAUGGGCUUUGGACAAAUUACAACAAUGGCUCCUAUCCAAAAAGUGGUGAUAACACAGCCCUCUAUAAUGAAACAGAGGUAAGCUCAACAAAUUGCUAUUUUACGUAUUAUAGAUAUGAUGCUCUUUUGUACCUUUGGCGCACUGGCAGUAGCUCGUGAACAGAGUUAAUUUCUAGAAAUAGUUGCUCAAGGAACUAUCUUUCUCGAGUUUCUACCACUGGAGUUUCUAUUUCAACGGAUGACAUGGGUAUGAUUACAAAUCUUCGCCCACUAGCCCCAUCAAACAUCAAGUCCAUACUAGAUUGUUGGAGAUGGUGGGAGUGGGCAGGGCAGGGCAAGAAAGUAACAACCAUACCCGAUAUUUAGAGCGCCAGAGAUAGAAAGCGGCGACAGCUGGAUUGGAGUUAUUGAACAUUAAAUAAGACCAUUCUCAUGGCUGACAUAAUAUGAGUACUAUAACAUCCUUGUGUGGACCUCUUUGUUACAAACCCAACUAUUGAUCUGCAUUUUGAUAUGGUUGUCUGGUGUCAAAUUCUAUCUUAAUAAUAGGUUAUCUAUAAACGAAGCUAGAAUUAUUCCAACC
Nicotiana attenuata is the source of this 2968-nucleotide messenger RNA. Its product is annotated as pentatricopeptide repeat-containing protein At2g02980, chloroplastic. The record is from RefSeq and is a predicted model, not a curated record. Gene Ontology annotation, biological process: RNA modification. Lineage: Eukaryota; Viridiplantae; Streptophyta; Magnoliopsida; Solanales; Solanaceae. Bases 272 to 2089 code for a protein of 605 amino acids. Gene Ontology annotation, molecular function: protein binding; RNA binding; zinc ion binding. The transcript is spliced from 2 exons.